AUGAGGGCCGCGCGGUCUCCAAUCGAUGAUCAGGCUCAAGGAACCAAUCCCCAGGUCGAACCCCCAAGUACUCAUGUGACGCCGCCCUCCGCAAAGAGAAUCCGCGCCGAGGGAAACCCGCCGUCGAUUGCCACUUGCGAUGUUACGCACGAUACGACUCCGACAGCUAAUCACCACCCGCAACAACGACCAAUCGCGGCAUCGAAUUGA
Puccinia triticina is the source of this 210-nucleotide messenger RNA. RefSeq lists its product as uncharacterized. Bases 1 to 210 code for a protein of 69 amino acids. The record is from RefSeq and is a predicted model, not a curated record. The transcript has 2 exons. Lineage: Eukaryota; Fungi; Basidiomycota; Pucciniomycetes; Pucciniales; Pucciniaceae.